AUGGUGUCAGUCAGGAAAAGAAAGAUGGCAAGGUCAUCGGUAAAGAAAAACACGAGGAGAAGAAAAGACAAGCAGAGAGACAUCAAUAUCCAUUCCAACCCCAUCAUUGCGAGGAACUGGGACAAAUCCUUGACUUUGCAGCAGAAUUAUAAACGGUUGGGACUUAGAGCCAAGUUGGGAAACAUGGCAGGUGGAUCGGAACAGAAGGUCGAGACGCUUUCGGAAUAUAGAGAGAAACAAAAAAGCAAGCCGCUGGCGCUGGUGCUGGUCUCGAUUCAAGAAAUUGAACAGACCCAGGAUCCCGCCAAGAUCCCUGCGGGUGAGGCUCGUAUCAUCAGGGAUCCCGAGACUAACGAAGUUGUUGAGGUCAUUUACGGUACCAUGAAGCAAACCGAGGGCGACGCAGAGCAAAAACCAGAGAUUAGCAGCACCAGCAGCAGCGUGGUUAAGGAGUUGGAGGAAUACGCCCAGCGUAAUACCAAAAUCAUUCGAGAGAGGCAUCUAUCUGACAGGGAAAACGCAUGGUUGCAGUCCUUGUACGAGAAAUAUGGCGAUGAUUACGAACGAAUGAAGUGGGAUAAGAAAUUGAAUAUUUAUCAACAACUGGCUGGCGAUUUGAAAAGGCGGAUAACCAAAUGGAAAAAAGCAAACAAGGUAUAG
This is a messenger RNA of Lodderomyces beijingensis, 660 nucleotides long. Lineage: Eukaryota; Fungi; Ascomycota; Pichiomycetes; Serinales; Debaryomycetaceae. The record is from the annotation of a GenBank genome assembly.